AUGGCCAAGAAAAUUGCCAAUUUGAAACCACCAACCUUCAUUGGUCGAGAAGAUCCUCUUGUGUUAGAAAACUGGUUGCGCGAUAUAGAGAAGAUAUUCACCUCUAAUGGAACCCCUGACAACCAAAAGGUUGACCAUGCUACCUUUUACCUUCGAGAGGAUGCUGAUCUUUGGUGGGAAACCCAAGGACCAACCAUUCGUAUGCAACCUAAUUUUGAUUGGUCUACUUUUAAGACUGCUAUGAGGGCCCGAUUCUUUCCCGAGCACAUUAGGAGACAAAAAUGUAGUGAGUUCACUAGAUUCAAUCAAGGAUCUACUAUGAGUGUAGAAGAGUAUGCUCAGAAAUUUCACGAAUAUGCUAGGUUUUGCCCCAAUAUGGUUCCUGAUGAAGCCGCAAAAGCCCAGAAAUUUGAGGAUGGACUUAGUUUUAGAAUUCAAAAGAGACUAGGCGGUAGUACCUCCCACACUUUUAUGGAGGCUUAUGGUAAAGCUUGCAACAUGGAGAGAAUUUUGAAACGAGAAGAGGAAGUGUUGGGACGAAUCAAGAGGAAGGACCAAAGUGGGAACUCUCAAACUCAAGGUUAUGAGAAAAAGGCUCGCUAUGGAGGAAAUAAUAGCGGGGGUAACCAUCAGGGAGGUCGUUAUACCAACAAUAACAGUUCUCACAACAACAAUCAAGGUCAAAGGAGACCAGGAGACAAUAAUAAGAAGGUGUUUGUCUGUAAGAAGUGCAAUAAGAGUCACCCAGGUUUCACAUGUCAGGGUGAGCGAAUUAAGUGUUUCCAGUCGGCGAACCUGGACACAAGGCCAACCAGUGUCCAAAUAGGCAAACUGACCAAAAUGGGCAAAAUAGGGGAAACCCAAUAA
This is a messenger RNA of Beta vulgaris subsp. vulgaris (sugar beet), 867 nucleotides long. RefSeq lists its product as uncharacterized. The record is from RefSeq and is a predicted model, not a curated record. Lineage: Eukaryota; Viridiplantae; Streptophyta; Magnoliopsida; Caryophyllales; Amaranthaceae. The transcript has a single exon. The coding region runs from base 1 to 867 and encodes 288 amino acids.